Messenger RNA from Prunus armeniaca (apricot), 315 nucleotides. Lineage: Eukaryota; Viridiplantae; Streptophyta; Magnoliopsida; Rosales; Rosaceae. The record is from the annotation of a GenBank genome assembly.
AUGGAUGAGAAAUGGAAGCUGCCAAAGAAGCACCAAGAAGGCACUUCGUCUUCUUCUUCUUCUUCUUCCAAGUUUGCAUUCACAAGGAGUUCAUCAACAAGAAGCCAGUCUUCAAAUGCUCCUCUUUUGAUGAGGACCUAUUCACAGAAGAGCAAUGCCUCUACUUCCAAGUGUCCACUUCCCAGAAGUACGUCACAGAAAAGCUCUAAAAUCAGCAGAAAGUGUAGCAGCCUUGCCAAGGAACAGAAGGCUAGAUUCUACAUCAUGAGAAGAUGUGUUGCUAUGCUUGUUUGUUGGCAUAAGCAUGGCGAUUAA